Bacillus rossius redtenbacheri is the source of this 1173-nucleotide messenger RNA. RefSeq names its product spidroin-1-like. NCBI's taxonomy places the organism in Eukaryota, Metazoa, Arthropoda, Insecta, Phasmatodea, Bacillidae. The record is from RefSeq and is a predicted model, not a curated record. The transcript is spliced from 3 exons. Bases 310 to 1173 code for a protein of 287 amino acids.
UUAAGUUAUUUAUUUAUUUUUCCCGCCCGGCGGCGCGGUCAGUUUUGAGGAAAUGGUCUCUUGCUGAAUGAAGGUCCGUUUCCGCUACUUGUUUCUCCAGGACUGAAAUAAUAAUUAAUUUUUUUCGGCACGUUCCUUCCGGCUGUGUACAAACACCUGGCGGAGUCGUGUCCACUGUCCUUCGAACCUCGCGAUAAGGGAAAGGCCCGGUUACGCCCAGGGGCGUAUAUAUAACAUAGACAUCGAGCACGAGGGCCAAAGUACUCUUCUUGCCUCCCCAGCAGCGGACAACACAAGCCACCAGCAGCUAUGAUCGCGAAGAUCUUUGUUUUGGCGGCACUGGCAGUCUCGCAGUCUGCCGCGUUCCUGCCAGGCUGCGGGUGCGGUCUGGCGGGUCCUCUCGGAGGCGGCUGGGGGUACCCGGGUGUCCCGGGGUACCCGGGUUACCUGGGCGGACUGUACGGAGGUUACGGCGGCUCCGCCGGUUCCUCGGCGUCGUCCUCGCCCGGCGCGGCCUCGUCUUCGGCGGCAGCCGCCGCAGCUGCCGGGAUCUCCGCUCCCUUGGGCGGGGGCUACGGGGGUCUCUCCGGAGGGUACGGCGGUUGCGGUUAUCCGGGAUACCUCGGUGGGCUGUACGGAGGAGCCGGUGUGACUGGAGGCUCGUCGUCAUCUUCAUCGUCGUCGGCAACCUCCAGUAGUGCCUCCACCGGUGGUUCUGGAGGCGCUUCGAGUGCUUCGUCUUCCGCGGCUGCUUCCGGAAGCUCCGGAAUUUCUCCUGGGAUUGGUUCUGGAACUGGAGGCUAUGUUGGCGGUUAUGGAGGACUUGGUGGUUAUGGCGGUCUGAGUGGGUAUGGAGGUCUUGGUGGAUAUGGUGGUCUUGGUGGAUAUGGAGGUAUUGGUGGUUUUGGAGGACUUGGUGGGUAUGGAGGUAGUGGCUUUGGAGGUAUUGGUGGAAUUGGAGGAUUUGGUGGAUAUGGAGGUCUUGGUGGAUAUGGAGGUCUUGGUGGUUUUGGAGGACUUGGUGGGUAUGGAGGUAGUGGCUUUGGAGGUAUUGGUGGAAUUGGAGGAUUUGGUGGAUAUGGAGGUCUUGGUGGAUAUGGUGGUCUUGCGUGGAGCUCGAGAGCAAUGCGCCGGCUGUCCUCGACAAAUAUAAAUACCUCCGGCGAGGACUAA